This is a messenger RNA of Guillardia theta CCMP2712, 336 nucleotides long. RefSeq lists its product as hypothetical. The coding region runs from base 1 to 336 and encodes 111 amino acids. The record is from RefSeq and is a predicted model, not a curated record. NCBI's taxonomy places the organism in Eukaryota, Cryptophyceae, Pyrenomonadales, Geminigeraceae. The transcript has 2 exons.
AUGAUUUGUCAACAUCAUCGCAGGAAAACUGUAUGCAUAAUUUGUGUUGGUGGCAGUAUUUGUAUUCAUUUCAAGCGAAGAACGUUAUGCAGACUGUGUGGUGGUGGAAGUAUUUGUCUUCAUCAACGACGUCGUUCAAGAUGUACAGAAUUAUCACCUGUUCGUCGUGUUUGUGAGCAUGCAAGACGAAAGUCUACUUGCAAACUAUGCGGUGGGAUCAGCCUGUGUGAACAUGGAAGGCUGCGGACAAUUUGCAAAGACUGCCAUGGUGGAAGUAUCUGUGAGCAUUACAGGAGGAGAACCCAAUGCAAACAUUGUGGAGGUGGAAGUAUAUGA